AUGAAUUCAUCGAGAGAAAAUCGUAAAUAUCAACAGUGGAAUUUAGUCUCAACUGGCGAACUUCUUUGUCGUCGAUUUUUAGAUUCUUCAAUUGUUAUUAUACGACCUAAUGAAAUGAAAGAUGGAACUUUUUCAAGAUUUUCGAAUUUUGUACCGAAAACAAAUGAAUAUGGUGAUCCAAUUUCAUACGAUACAAAUAAUCUAAUUGGUCUUCAUCAUUUACGUGCACUUGAUGAACAAAUUAUGAAACAAACAACAUCUUUAUCGGAUAUUAUUCUCGUUGGCUUUAGCAAAGGUUGUGUUGUACUCAAUCAACUUCUUCAUGAAUUAACAGUUUUACGCUUUAUGACAACAGAUGUUGAUCUUUCCAAAUUUGUAUCACGUAUUCGUACAAUUAUUUGGCUUGACAGUGGACAUAAUAAUGGAAAUCGAAUAAUGAUUUGGCCAACAGAUAAAAAUCUUAUUUCAACUCUUGUUCAUUAUCAAAUAAAAACUGAAAUAUAUGUUACAUCAUAUCAAAUAAAUUCACAAAGUCCAUACAAACAAUAUCAUACUCAACAGUAUAAAAAAUUCUCUGAAUUAUUAAUUGAACAGUCAACAAAUUUAUCUGGAAAUGAUCAUAAGACAAUAAAUAAAAUGUUUUUUGCUGAUGAACCACCUUCAUUAGAUAAACAUUUUGAAUUGUUAACUGUAUUUUAG
This is a messenger RNA of Rotaria sp. Silwood2, 699 nucleotides long. The record is from the annotation of a GenBank genome assembly. Lineage: Eukaryota; Metazoa; Rotifera; Eurotatoria; Philodinida; Philodinidae.